AUGAUCGACAAUGCCGUGUUGUUACCCGACAGCCAGGAGGCAGACCUAUUGCAACCCAACGACGCGUGUGGUGGUCAUGUAGUAACGUCGUCACCCCUGCGCUCCGCAGGGCCGGCGCGCGCGUGUCCGGUGAACGGGAUCGCGCUCGGUGCGGCGGGGGAAGAAGCGGAGAGUGCGCUGGGAGUGGUAGGGGGAGAAGCGGAGAUCGCGCGUGGCGGAGGGGACGGCGAUGGGGUUGAGUAUAUGGGGGAGAAAGCGCGGGCGGCGGAAGCGACGGGGGACGGAAGCACAUUUGCAUCAAUUGGUGGGGGAGGGGAUCCGCAGGGCGGGAAGAAUGGAGGCGGAGAGGGAGGGGAAGGACACGCGGAUGGGAAGGGGAAUGCUGUCGGAAAUUUAGAGGGCACAGUGGACGAGCGGAGAGGGACUCCCGCGGAAGAGGCACUGGGGGAAGGGAGCAGGGCGGAGGGGGGACAGCCGGUCGGGGGGCAGACGGAAGAGGGGGAAGGGUCAUGCAAUGCAGAGCAACGAGCGGUGGCGGAGGGGGAAUCGGGAGCGCUUAUACAAGGGGAAGGGAUUGGAGACGGAGAGAAGGAGGAGGCGGGGGCGAGAGAGAGUGGAGAAGCGGAGGGAUUGUUGGUAGGUGGAGUCACGAAGGAAGCGUGCGAGAAUGGCGAGAGGGGCGAGAGGAAGGUGCGGUGGUUGGAUGACGAGGGCCAGACGUUGACCGACGUUCGAGAAUUCGAACCCAGUCCAGGUGGGUUCUUCGUGCUGGUGCUACGCAUACUGAGCCAUUUCUGA
Molecule: messenger RNA, 798 nt
Organism: Closterium sp. Naga37s-1
Lineage: Eukaryota; Viridiplantae; Streptophyta; Zygnematophyceae; Desmidiales; Closteriaceae
Source: the annotation of a GenBank genome assembly